CAGACUUGAAACCCAUGUACAAAUAAAUAUUUAUACUUAAGCUUUAGAAAUGUCGAGUAUGAACACUGAUAGAAAAUAGGAUUUACCGCGGAAUGACUAUGUAUUUAAUAGUGUUGAUGUAACAUUUGAUCGUUAAGCUCGUGUCACAUACCCGGUCCCAGCCGAUUGAGCAAAUAUAUGGAUCAAUUGAGUUGCUUUCUAUUGAUUUGAUGCGAAAACGGAUGUGAUUCAAACAUAGUGUAGAUCUAUAAUGUAAGUGAGAACAAAUGUGAACUACAGUUAUACAUUAUGGAUUUUUAACCAGGAUGUUAAAAGCAUAAACUUAAUGUGACAGAGAUAUAGUUGAACUUUCUUAUUUCAUAUAAAGUUCCUUUCAUUUUGUGCAUGAGGGCUCAGGUAGGAGCCACUUCCUUCGGCAUAAUGGCUUACCUUUACCCGACGAGCCGCAGCAGGAUCCGGACUUUUGGCGGAUGUAUCCUGCUGGUCGCCGCGUUCCUGCUUGUCAAGUCGUUUUUAUUUGACACCAAUGAGGUUGUUAUUCCGGGCUAUAGCAGACUGGAUCUGUCCAAGUAUCCGGACCAGGGUAUCUGGCAGGCCGAGGAGUUUCCGGCGGACGGCCCGCCGCGCAUUGAACACAUCCUCCACCAGACGUGGAAGACGACGGACGUCCCUGCACACUACGUGGGCUGGAUGCGUACAUGGGCGGACAACCACCCGACCUGGCGCUAUAUGUUUUGGACAGACGCCUCCGCCCGUCAGCUCAUCCAGGACAAGUACUCCCAUUUACUUCCCACGUAUGAUGGCUACUUAGAAAAUAUACGCCGAGCUGACGCCAUGCGCUAUGUAAUUCUGUACGAAUACGGCGGGGUUUACGCCGACCUGGAUAUGGAGAGUCUGUUACCAUUAGACAGUAUCGCGCGGAAAUAUUCGUGCAUACUACCUCAGGAACCAUAUGAGCACCCCAUUAUAGACUCGAACUUCGAGCAUCUCGUGAUUAACGCGGUGCUGGCGUGCCGGGCACGUCACCCGUUCAUGAAGAAGGUGAUGGAGAGUCUGCCAGAAUACUUCCACAUGUGGAACCUACUGGACAGUACAGGACCGCACUUCCUCACUCUACAGUACCGGCAGUACAAGCGGGACGUCGAGGCGAACCAGAGGAACGCCGACGGGGUUUACCUAGCGCCGGCCGAAUACUUCUUCCCCACCCUCGACCCCGUCAAGUUCCCCUACAUGAAGUCCAGAUGCAAUAGCUUGUUUAAUACCAUGUCUCAUCUUCAACAGUCAGCCUGUGUUAGUUUGAAACGAAAAGGACUUAAACGAAAGCCGUAUCCAUUUUCUUUCACAAACCAUCAUUGGAUGCAUACUUACUUUACAAACAAAUUCUCAAUAGCUGGUCCAUCCGAAUUGAAGUCGUUCAUUCCAACCGCAGAAAUUUAUUCUGGUACUUGAUACAAAUUGUCAUUAGGUAGGGAUUUUUCUACACAAGCCAGUCAGUUGUAGCCACGGGUCCCUUGUCCGGGGAAUAGUGGGCACUUUCGGUCCAGCCAGGGACAAACUGGUGGUAAAAUUCCCCCAAAAUGGCCCCACACUCCUAUGUAAGGCAUAUUUGCUAUUUUCUGCGCGAAAACAAAACCACCGCAUUCACUCGGCACUGCGGAGCCACAUGGUAGGUAAAAACGCGGCCCAUUUCCCCCGCUAUAUCCGGACCUGGGAGGCGUGGUUACAAUUGACUGGUGCAUUUACUAUGGCGCCAUCCAGUGUCUUUAUCUGAUAUUUAUUUGUUUUUAUACAUAUAACCUUAACAUACCAUGUUAAUGUCUUUGCGUUCAAGUGCUACAAGUUCUACAUGCGGCAACUUGUUUAUGCAUUUAAUGCUUUCAGUCGUUGUGUCGACAUUCUUCCUAUAUAUGACAAUGCAGAUAGAGAGCAUGAUCAUUGUGAUAUUUUGAUGACACCUAUUUUCUAUAUGAUAUGUAGUAUGUGUUCAUUUUAUUCUUUUCUUAGUUUUUAAAUUUGUUUUAUUCUUUUCUUAGUUUUUAAAUUUGUUUUUAUUAUUUUCUUAGUUUUUAAAUUUGAUUGUCCGUUAUGCAUGCCUAAUUUGCAUUAAUGUCAACAUUCCGUUUAAAGACAUGCAUGUACAAGGCCUGAUAACGAAUAAUUGUUGGUAUAAACGUUCGUUAGUAAAAUGAGAGACGCUAUCAUUCAAAAUCAAUACAUACACACGUAUAACAGACAUACAUUUUGAGUGAUAAACCUUUAACUACUUACUAACUAAUGCAUUUAUGGAAAAUAUUUACUAGCUUAAAAACGCAAACAUAUGAAAUGAUUGGUGAAUGCUAAAGAUUGACUCUGAUCAAGGUAGAAAUACCGUGUUUUCUGUCCCUUAAUAACUCGGUAUCAUUCCUAAGUGCCAUUGUUUUCGACAUUUAUUCAUCCUUUUUGGUAUAUUAAAAUAAUUGCAUAAAUUUUGGUAAAUCUUAUUUAGUAAGAGUGCAUCUUUAAAACAUACAUCUAUAUACUUCUUAAAGUCAGGUAUAAUCCCGUUUCUAAGAACCAAUAUAUGCUACUUCCAUUGUUCUUAUACCGUGCGCCACAAGGGGUUGUGUUCAGCCUGGACGCAGUAAGGGUCAUUUACAUACAUGUACAGAAAAGGCCACUAAAUGUGUCAGAAGUCCUUACAUGGAGAACCCAUCACAAAUAAACCCACAUCAGAAAUCAGUUUGUCUCCCUUGAAGCACCAACCCAAGGUUAGUUAUUGAACAUCUUAAAUGGACGCAUUUAUGUUUUGUAAAAUGCACUUUUAACGGAUUUUUUAUUACGAAAUAAAAGGUGGCAUAUCAGGAGUAUUUAAACAAAGAACCAUUCAACAACUGUUAAUAUUAUUUGCUCAAAUAUUGCCUUCGAAAUGCACAAUUUUGAAUUGUGUUUUUAUUGCCAUUCAUCAAAAGGUUGUAUCAUGAUUGGUUGAUUGACAUUAUCAAGUGAUGCUAGCAACGGUUUCAAUAAUGUUGCAAAUUUCCAUCAGCUUUGUAUGAGUUCUUGUGGGUGAGUGGAUAAAGUUUAAGCAUGCAAGUUUUCGUGUAAAUUAACUGAUACAUGUAUAUUGAUUCCAUUUCAGGCCUUGCAUUUCGAGUCUUUCGAUAUUUUUUACUAUUAUUAUUACUAAAAACAGGGACAUUCUGUAAGAAACAAACCUGAAAAUGAUUGUCACUAUAUAAUGAUUAAAAAACAAACGAAACCACAACACACAAAUUGCCUACGUAAUGAUCAUGUUAUAAAUCUCAAACUUACUCGAAAGGAUUCUUAAACUUCCUGGAGGAAAAUACUUAUUUACUUUAUGUUCAAAAUGCUUCUGAAUUGAAAAUGGCCGCCGUAAUAAUCGAAGAAAAAUCAUAAAAUUUCACUGUUCUGUGUUAAGAUACGUUGUUUAUAAAUCCAUUUCUAAACGAACCAGCUCGCAUUUUAAGUUUCUCUGACGCUCUUUUUUACAAAUUGUUUAAGCCCUUCGCUGCAAUUAUUGGCCUCUUUAUAAACAUCACCGUAGUCACAGCUACUACUGCUACCGCUACUGCUACUGCUACUACUACUAUCACUACCACUACCAUUACCAAUACUAUUACUACUACUACUACUACUACCAUCACCAUCACCACCACCACCGCCACCACCACCACCACUAUCACUACCACUACCACUACAACUAUUAUCACUACCACUUUCACUACUACUACUUCAACUACUACUACUAUUACUACUGCAACUACUACUACAACCACCACCACCAUCGCCACCACCACCACCACCACCACCACCACUAUUA
Mya arenaria is the source of this 3820-nucleotide messenger RNA. RefSeq lists its product as uncharacterized. Lineage: Eukaryota; Metazoa; Mollusca; Bivalvia; Myida; Myidae. Gene Ontology annotation, biological process: mannosyl-inositol phosphorylceramide biosynthetic process. Bases 385 to 1449 code for a protein of 354 amino acids. The record is from RefSeq and is a predicted model, not a curated record. Gene Ontology annotation, molecular function: mannosyltransferase activity. The transcript is spliced from 3 exons.